Molecule: messenger RNA, 2511 nt
Organism: Carassius gibelio (silver crucian carp)
Lineage: Eukaryota; Metazoa; Chordata; Actinopteri; Cypriniformes; Cyprinidae
Product: butyrophilin-like protein 3
Exons: 6
Coding region: 1528-2310 (260 amino acids)
Source: RefSeq, a predicted model, not a curated record
UGGACUCCUAAUCGAAGGGUUGUGAGUUCGAGUCCCGGGCCGGCAGGAAUUGUGGGUGGGGGGAGUGCAUGUACAGUUCUCUCUCCACCUUCAAUACUACGACUUAGGUGCCCUUGAGCAAGGCAUUGAACCCCCAACUGCUCCCCGGGCGCCAUAAAUGGCUGCCCACUGCUCCGGGUGUGUCUUCACAGUGUGUGUGUGUGUGUACACUGCUCUGUGUGUGUGCACUUCGGAUGGGUUAAAUGCAGAGCACAAAUUCUGAGUAUGGGUCACCAUAGUUGGCUGAAUGUCACGUCACUUUCACUUUCACUUAUUUCGGUUAUUCCUCGGCUCUGUGUUCCUUCCGGCAGCAUAAACUGUAACAGAGAUAGUAUUUUAAAUUUUAAAUAUUUUUCGGUCAGUCAGUAAACAGCUUAUCCCAUAUAGUGUGACAUUGUCUUUUCCCCUGGGUAAUAACAGUGAAAAUGAGUGUGCCAUCCCUAACACAGCCCUGAAUUAUCUGGUGUAGGUGUGUUUAAUUUGGAGCUUAACUCUGCAGGACAGUUUUGAGCCCUGGUUUACAGCUUUGUGAUCAUUUGUCUCAAUUGUUUUUCUAAAUAAUGAUGAUCUAAACUUCUAUUUUCUUUGCUAAAUUUACAUGAAAUGUAGUUAUAUAUUAGCUUUAUCUUACACAAUGACUAUUUUUUCAAGAAUAAAGUUUGUAUGUGAUAUACAUACAUACAUAUAUAUAUAUAUAUAUAGCUUGAAAUUUAUUUCUGGUGUGUUGUCAUUAGAGUUUAAAGUUCUCCCUAUAUUUGUGGAUGUGUCUUUUCUGUCAUCAUCUACAUUUGUGUUUGCAUUUUCUUUUACUUCUGUGCAAUGUGUCUGCCAUAUUUCAGAUUAAUGUAAGGAAUGUCAGUCUUUGUGAGACAUGUUUAUCAGCUGAUGUGAGAAUGAUGGGAGGGACUUUGUCGUCUCAGGUGUUUGGUUACACAAGUAAGUGAAACAAAUCCAGGAAUUAUCUCCCUCCUGACCUCCAUUUGUACAAACUCUCAUGUGGAUGCAAUUUAUUAAGACAAUCUUGAGAAUAUCUUGAGAACAUCAAUGUUGAAUCGAUGCCACGGAAGAUUCAAGAAAUGUUUACCUGAAGCCUGGGAUGAGUGUGACUCACUCACACUCAUCCCAGAGUGUGAGUGUGACUAAAUUUGAAAGGGAUAGAGAUAUAUUUUUUAAAUCAGCAUAUUGUUUUUAAUAAUAUAUAUCUCCCCCCUUUCAUAUUAAUCAUAUUUAUAUGUAUUUUAUUAACUAGAUAUACGUUCUGUACUCGUCUGUACUUGUCUUGACCCAGUUUAACUGGUUUUCUGUCAUUAGAAAGAAUAAAUGUGUUUCAUUCGACCUGGAAGGUAAGUUUAAGUCGUUUUUAAACUAAAAAUUGUGCAUGCUGACACACUAUUCUGUUUUAUUGCUUUCUUUUUUUUCUUUUAUUAUUACUAUUAGUAUUAUUAGUAUUGUUUUAAUUUUCUUUUUAGCAUCUGUAUCUUUUCAGACAUGAAGUUUGUUUGUUUGACUCUCCUGCUUGUGAGUGGAAUUACAGACUCAAGAUCAGAGAAGUAUCAGCUAGUGGGAUCUGCAGAUCCUGUGUUUGCUGUAGCUGGUGAAGAUGUGAUUCUGCCCUGUUCAGUCAAACCCAGCAUCAGUGUAGUGGACAUGAGAGUGGAGUGGUUUAGAUCUGAUCAGAAAGACUCACAACUAGUUCAUCUUUAUGAGGAUCAUGAAGACAGAAACACAGAUCAGAUUCAGUCCUACAGAGGGAGAACAAAACUGAAUCAUCAAGAACUACAGAGAGGAGAUGCAUCACUCAAACUCUCAUCAGUCCAAGUCUCUGAUGAAGGACUUUAUAAGUGUUUUAUUGAGUCCAAAUCCUGGUAUGAUGACACCACAGUUAAUGUCAGAGUUGAGGCUGUAGGACGUCCUCCAGUGAUCACUGUAGAUGGGUUUGAUAAUUCAGGAGGGCUUCAUCUUCAGUGUGAAUCUGAAGGCUGGUAUCCUGAACCUGAUCUUGAGUGGCUGGACAGUGAAGGAGUCAGUUUAAAUUCAGAAAAUACAGAGACACACGGAAACACAGACAGAUUCAGUGUGAAACACACCACUACUGUACAUCACAGCGACAAGAUUCACUGCAGAGUCAAACUGAGACAUCACAUGCUGGAGACACUGAUUAUCAGCUCAAGUAAUAUGUUUAUUUCUUGGAGGACACCAGUCAUCAUGAUUUCAGUUUUUGUUGUGCUCAGUGUGAUUGCUGGAAUAUUGAUAUCUGUGUUUGUUCAUUAAACAAAGUGAGCCGUUUAAGAACAUACAUGGUGAAUGUAAUUUUGGAUGCUGAUACGGCUCACCGACGUCUCAUUGUGUAUUGUGAUGGGAAACAAGUGAAACUUGUAAAAGCACACAGAAAAGAAUCGGAUAGAAAUGAAGCACAAAAAGAGAGAUUUAAUGAUUAUCUUGGUGUUCUUGGGAAGGAUGGAUUCUCCUCGG